AUGGCUGUCCAACUGAACGCGUCCCUUUUCAAUAAGCGGCUCGGGUCCGUCAUCAAUGCAUGGAACAACGCGAGUGCUAGCAAUGAAUACAGCUCGAUAGCAGACGUCGAUGCUAUUUUCCUCCCGGCAGGUGAUCCUGCCGGCGAAGACGAGCCCAUCCGCAAGGGUACUGCAUUCCAGACGUGGCUUCUAGGAUACGAAUUUCCCUCUACGUUUAUGCUUUUCCAAAAAGACCGCCUACAGAUACUAUGCUCCGCGUCUAAAGCCAAAAUCCUGUCGCAGAUUAAGAGUUCUAGCUCACCUGUUACGAUCGAAAUUCUUAUUCAAGCAAAAGCCAAGGACCCCCCGACGGACGCAGUUCCUAAGUUCCUUGAAGCAUACGGGACACGUAAACGUGUGGGAACGCUGACGAAAGAGUCGCAUUCCGGAAAACUGGUUGACGAAUGGAACAAGGCUUUGAGUAGCCUGGAAAGCAAACCGGCAGUGAUAGACAUCGCACACGCGGUUUCGGCGUUUAUGGCGGUCAAGGACGAGGAGGAGCUGAAAUACAUGCGGACUGCGGCCAAUCUAACUUCUACUCUCCUUGCACACCACGUGAUUCUAAAGCUCGAGGCGAUUCUGGACCGUGAAGCCAAGAUCAGCCAUGAGGAGUUCGCGUCACAGAUAGAGCGCAGAUUGGGGUCGGGAGAGGGUGACAAUGCAAAAGGGCCUGAUAUGAAGGUCUGGAGCAAAGGGCGGGGACUGACAGAUGUCGACUGGAUGUCGACUGAGUUUUGCUACACGCCCAUCAUCCAAUCUCAGUCUACCAAUACGAGCUAUGACCUUAGCCCAGCCGCCGAGUCAUCGUCCGAUGACAUUGCGCACAAGGGUGUCUUCCUCGUGGCACUUGGCAUGCGCUACAAAGCGUACUGUGCUAAUUUGGGACGAAGUCUCAUUGUCGAUCCUUCGAAGGAACAAGAGUCGAUCUAUGCAUUGCUUCUCUCUUUACAGACAGAGAUGCUAGCAUAUCUGAAGGAUGGCGUGUCUGCCCGCGACGCUUAUCAACACGCGCUUGCGUUCGUAAAGGAAAAGAAGCCCGAUCUAGAGAAGCAUUUCGUUAAGAACAUUGGCCAUGGGAUGGGUAUGGAGUUCCGUGACUCAUCGUACUUGCUCUCUCCCAAGAACGGGAAGACGCUUCGCUCAAAUAUGGUCUUUAAUCUCGUGCUUGGGUUCACGGACCUCGAAGAUGGUGGGAAGAAGUAUGCCCUGCAGCUUGUUGACACCAUUCAAAUAAGCAACGAUAAAGCAACUUGUCUCACGGCUGGCAUCAAAACCAUAAAGGACACUAUGUUCUUCCUGAAUCAAGAAAAUGGUGACUCCAAGCAGGCGCCAGCCAAGAAGGCCCCGAACACGAAGGCCAACGGGAACGCCUCACCUGUGAAGAACAAAAUGGCCGGUGGCAAGGUCUUGCGGAACAAGACACGCAGUGCAGCCCAGGAGGAGCUCGUCCAGUCAACGGUAGCAAAAAUCACGGAGCAUCAGAGAGAACUACACACGCGGCUGCAGUCCGGGGGGCUUGCGAAGUACUCCGAGGGCGGAGGCGGGGGUGGCCGCAACGAGGGCAAGGGCUGGAAGCGGUUCCAGAGCUACAAAGGCGAAGUCGCCCUGCCCAAGGAGGCGGAGGGCCUGCGCAUCUACGUCGACAGGAAGGCGCAGACGAUUGUUCUGCCUAUCCACGGCUUUGCGGUGCCGUUCCAUAUCAACACCAUAAAAAACGUCAGCAAGAACGACGAAGGUGAAUUCACCUACCUGCGUGUUAACUUUCAGACACCUGGCCAACUCGCAGGCAAGAAGGAGGAUACGCCCUUCGAAGACCCUGAUGCGACGUUCAUCCGAUCGAUCACCUAUCGGUCGCCCGACGGCCACCGCUUUGACGCUGUUUCUAAGCAGAUCACCGAUCUCAAGAAGGAGGUGAACAAGCGGGAGCAACAAAAGAAGGAGAUGGCGGACGUUAUUGAACAGGAUGUCCUCGUGGAGAUAAAAGGCCGACGUCCAACCAAGCUGCCCGAGGUGUUUGUCCGACCAGCGCUGGAUGGAAAGCGACUGCCGGGUGAGGUUGAGAUCCACCAGAAUGGUCUGCGUUACCAGUCUCCCAUGGGCUCUCAGAAGAUUGACAUCCUAUUCAGCAAUGUCAAGCAUCUGUUCUUUCAGCCAUGUGACCAUGAACUUCUCGUCAUUAUUCAUAUCCACUUGAAGGCACCCAUUAUUAUUGGCAAGAAGAAAGCUCACGAUGUUCAAUUCUAUCGCGAGGCUUCCGAUGUGCAGUUCGAUGAGACAGGCAACCGCAAGCGAAAAUAUCGCUACGGUGAUGAGGAUGAGCUGGAAUUAGAGCAGCAGGAGAGAAAACGCAGACAGAUGUUGAACAAGGAGUUCAGACUAUUCUCGGAGAAGAUCGCGGAGGCGGCGACAGCUUCUACUGGCGACACUCUAGAGCCUGAUGUUCCGUUCCGCGAACUUUCGUUCGAAGGUGUCCCCUUCCGGACUAAUGUUCGCCUGCAACCUACGACCGAAUGUCUUGUUCAUCUGUCGGACCCUCCAUUCCUUGUUGUGACUCUCGCCGACAUCGAGAUUGCAUCCCUGGAGCGUGUCCAGUUCGGGUUGAAGCAGUUCGACAUGGUCUUGAUAUUUAAAGACUUCACGAAGACGCCCCUGCACAUUAACUCUAUACCAAGCUCUCAGCUUGACGAUGUGAAGAACUGGCUGGAUUCGGUCGAUAUUCCAUUGAGCGAAGGCCCGGUCAACCUUAACUGGGGACCCAUUAUGAAGACCAUAAACGAGGAUCCAUAUGAGUUUUUCCAACAGGGCGGCUGGAGCUUCCUGGGUGGCUCUCCUGGUGGCGAAGAGAGCGACGCAGAUGUAGGAUCGGAUACUGAGUCUGAGUUCGAGGCCGAGGUGGAUGUCACAGAAAGCUCGGAGAGUAGUGAGAGUGCCUUCAGCGACGACGGCUCGGAUGCCAGUGACGAUGAGGGCAGUGGCUCUGACUUUGGCUCUGACGACAGCGAUGGUGUUAUUCGUAUAGGAGACGACUGGGACGAGCUCGAGCGAAAAGCUGCCAAAGCGGACAAGAAACGAGUCGAAGUUGGCAAGGGUCACGAGUCAGAUGACUCUGACCGACCUAAGGCGAAGUCGAAACCGAAACCGAAACCGAAACCGAAGACCAACGGCAAGAACACCAAGAGGCGGUGA
Messenger RNA from Postia placenta MAD-698-R-SB12, 3225 nucleotides. RefSeq lists its product as hypothetical. NCBI's taxonomy places the organism in Eukaryota, Fungi, Basidiomycota, Agaricomycetes, Polyporales, Adustoporiaceae. The transcript has 18 exons. Gene Ontology annotation, cellular component: FACT complex. Gene Ontology annotation, molecular function: nucleosome binding. Gene Ontology annotation, biological process: transcription elongation by RNA polymerase II; positive regulation of transcription elongation by RNA polymerase II. The record is from RefSeq and is a predicted model, not a curated record. The coding region runs from base 1 to 3225 and encodes 1074 amino acids.